Molecule: messenger RNA, 2166 nt
Organism: Oreochromis aureus
Lineage: Eukaryota; Metazoa; Chordata; Actinopteri; Cichliformes; Cichlidae
Gene: ubl3b
Product: ubiquitin-like 3b
Exons: 6
Coding region: 259-612 (117 amino acids)
Molecular function (GO): protein binding
Source: RefSeq, a predicted model, not a curated record
CUUCUGUGUUUACUACCAGCUGACAUCCGGCGUCUUCCCGUCCAUUAGCCUCCGAUACCCAGAGUCAACCAUAACGCCAUCUAUCUACACUCGAUCAUUUCCCCAUGGAAAACGUUUCCCGCUGACUUGUCGACUCAACUGAAUGCAAAAUUUCAUCGUAUUCAUCAGAUGCAGGGCUCUGGCCCCGUCUCCAGCUGCUGAAGCACACCUGUCCUGUCCUCUCUGCUCCCCGUCCACGGCCUUCCUCCUCGCUGAGCCAUGACCACUCAGAGGGAUCUUGAUAUGGUACACCUCCGCCUUAUCCUGGUCAGUGGCAAAACACAGGACUUCACCUUCUCCCCAAAUGACUCGGCCACGGACAUCGCCAAGCACGUAUUUGACAACUGGCCUGCAGGGUGGGAGGAAGAGCGGGUGAGCAGUCCCAGUAUACUCCGCCUCAUUUUCCAGGGACGCUUCCUUCAUGGCAACGUCACCCUGGGAGCUCUAAAGCUGCCGCCGGGCCGAACAACUGUCAUGCACUUGGUUGCCAGGGAGACUCUUCCAGAGCCCAACUCUCAUGGCCAAAGGAACAGAGAAAAAACAACAGAGAGCAACUGCUGCCUCCUCUUGUAAAGCUACAGUAACGACCCCUUCCCUUCCUUUAAUUACACACACACAUGCACACACACAUAUAUAAAAUACACACACACACACACACAUUCAAACAAGCAUACACUCCCUCUCCGCUCUCUCCUGCCUGUCGUCCCGUCAGCUGCGGAUCUGGAAUAAAAUGCAGGAAGUCCGUUUGGCCCCCUCUCUCUCUGUCUCUCUCUCUCACACUUUGGUUGAACUGUCCAAUCUGAGGCUUUUUUGUGCCAAUAAUGUUCACUUUUCUGCCCCCAAACAUCUACUGUUGUUACUACUUUUUCUUUGAACAUCAUGACAUUGAACAACAUCGCAGAUCCCUUCACUGCUGGAGACAUUUUAAAGAGCUGUCAUGUAGUGAAAAAACAAAGCAAACAACAACAACAAAAAAAACAACCCAGGAACUCGCCUCUCUUCAUGGACACAGAAGUGCUAUAAAGGAUGUGUGGGCUUUAACCCUUCCCUACUAGUCACUUGGAUGUUUUCCCCAGGUCUUACUGAAUGGUGUUAACCCUCUCGUUGCACUUAAACCAGUUUAAUUCUAAAGUGUUUGCUGUGUUUCAUCUCCUCCUCCCUCGUGGCUUUUUGUUUUGGUCAGAUGAACAGACCUUAACCCCCCCCCCCCCCAAACCCAGGUGGUAGAAAACGUGCCAUCCUACUCACAGACUGUUUCUGCCUCUCAGUAACUGACGGUCAGCAGGCCGUCACCUGCGUCUGUUCAUGGACCAAUCGAGGAAGUACUUUUAUCUGGAAGAGUAAAAACACCUGAGGUUCCCCGGGAAACGGGAACAGACUCCCCGGUGAGGCUUGAAUAAAUGCGGUCAGAGGAUUUCAGCGGAUCACGUGCGCGCCAUCGGGUGUCGGGUUCGUUCCUCGAGACUUUAAUGACUAGGCUGUCGAUGCUCCCUGGUGAUGGGAGCCGGCACGGCGGGCCAGUUGAACGCAGACAGAAGAUGCGAGCGGGGAGCGGGUGUUGGUGUGACACCCGCCCCCCUCUACCGGACACUGAAAACGAGGCUGAGUUUCUCCCGUUGGAUGACUAGAGAGAAAAAAAAAGGAAAGUUUUGGUGGUGUUUCGCCUCCUUUUUUCAUUUGGAUGCUGUCGUUUCUUCUCGUUUGCCUUUUAUUGUGGAAUUCAGUAAUAUCAUUAAUAUUGAAAUUUAAAUAUAUCAAUUUUUAUCUUGUGUAUAUGUAUUUGUUGAAUUUUUGUGUGGGUGAGUUUGUGUGCGAGUGUGUCUGAGGGUGUGUGAUUGCGUGGCAUACUGUGGACUAAUUUGGGGGGUGGGGGGGCAAGUGGUCUUAAAAAAAAAAAAGAAGUUGGUGCACUGGGAGUGUUGAUGGGCUGUGGUUUCUUCAGAAACAGUUGGAAACCUUUUGAUUCCUUCCAUCGAGUGUCUUUUGGUUUUAUGUUUUUGUCAAUCAAUGUCACUGCUAUGAAGAUUAGCUCAGUAUGAAUAAAUGUACAAACUAAAAUGCAAUGUGGUCUACAUAAAAGCUUGUAUUAUAAAUUAAUAAAUCUUUACAUAAGGCAACUUCUGCAUA